Ornithodoros turicata is the source of this 723-nucleotide messenger RNA. RefSeq names its product clathrin light chain-like. Lineage: Eukaryota; Metazoa; Arthropoda; Arachnida; Ixodida; Argasidae. Gene Ontology annotation, molecular function: clathrin heavy chain binding; structural molecule activity. Gene Ontology annotation, cellular component: plasma membrane; clathrin coat of trans-Golgi network vesicle; synaptic vesicle membrane. Bases 92 to 673 code for a protein of 193 amino acids. Gene Ontology annotation, biological process: intracellular protein transport; clathrin-dependent endocytosis. The transcript has a single exon. The record is from RefSeq and is a predicted model, not a curated record.
UGAAGAAGAGAAGAGAAAGAAAUGUUAUUGCUCGCACGUACCGGCUUGCUGGAGCGAACGCAUCGUCCGUUCACAACGAAAAGACUUCGACAUGAUUGAAGACUUUUCUCCUUUCGAGGUCAACUUCGACAGCCAGCUUCCGCCAGAGGAACUUCUCACGCAAGACUUUUCCUCCGGACUGGCCAUCGAAGACGACCAAUUCGAGCCCAUCAGUCCCACGUCGCAGUUCCCGCCCGAUGUGCUGCCCAUUAAAAUCUACGCCUUGGAUGAACAGCCCGAUCUUCCUUCUCAGCUUCCGGCAUCCAGUGAGGAGCCGGAAACCAUCAAGAACUGGCGAGAACAGAUGAACAGGCAACUGGAACGGAAGGACGCCGAAGAAGAGCUCAAGAAACAGGAACUGCGACAGACGGCUGAGAAAGAACUGGCCGAUUGGUACAGCAGGUAUCGCGAGUCGGUCAACAAGUGCAAGGCUAGUAACCGCUCCAUGGCUACCGACUGGUUGGCAGUGCGUGACGCGGGACCCAGGGUACCAGAAUGGGACACCAUUGCUAGGCUGUGCGACUUCAACCCCAAGAUGUCGAGGAAUGUCAAAGAUAUCUCGCGUAUGCGAAGCAUCAUCUUGCAGCUGAAGCAAAAUCCCCCUCUGCCGUCUGUAUCGCUCACAUCUAUUUGAGCGUCUUGAAGGUCUCGGGCGAGAUGCAAUAAAAACAGAUUCGAAGGCUA